Molecule: messenger RNA, 2986 nt
Organism: Dendronephthya gigantea
Lineage: Eukaryota; Metazoa; Cnidaria; Anthozoa; Malacalcyonacea; Nephtheidae
Product: zinc finger protein PLAG1-like
Exons: 7
Coding region: 386-2572 (728 amino acids)
Biological process (GO): regulation of transcription by RNA polymerase II
Cellular component (GO): nucleus
Molecular function (GO): RNA polymerase II cis-regulatory region sequence-specific DNA binding; DNA-binding transcription factor activity
Source: RefSeq, a predicted model, not a curated record
AGUGCCAAAGGAAAUAGGGCCAACUGCAACUUGCAAUGCAUUUUUUGCACAGCAAACAUGACAUGCUAUCCAUUAAGCAGCCAAACUGCUAAACUGGUCUAAUUUUAAUUCUAAAAUUAAAAUGUUUCAUCUUGUAUAGUGGAAAGAAUUGCUCCUUUGUGGUAAUCACAAAAUAUUACCAGUAUAUUUCAACAUCAUGAUCUUAAAACAUCUGAAUAAAACAGCAAAUAUGCAUUGCAAGUUGUAGCAAAAUUAGUCUAGUGUAGUGUGAAUCUUAACUAGAGGGCUGGAGUUGCUGUUUCCAAGGAGGAAUUGCCUGUGUUUUGGAUUCAUAAAGUCGCAGGGAUUGAUGUAUUGAUAAAUUUGUUAGUAUAUAAGAUGACAUAUGACAAGUGGUCAGUGUAUUAGUGUCAUAUUAUAUGCAAAUAAUGAUGAACAUGAAGCAGAGGCUGGUGAAGAGAGGAAUGAAGAGGAGAAGAGUGAUGAUGCAACAACAAGUACAGAUGCAGCAUUUCCCGAGCCUGUGCAGCAAGAUCAACAGCAGGCUUACUUGGAACCUAUUCUUGUUGCAAUGGAACUUGGGCAGGAAAUACUACAAGGAAAUACUGGUGAUGAUGAACAAACAACGGUUGAGGAAUGCAAGAGUAGUGAGAUAGCCAUGGAGGUAGAUAAUUCUGAUGCCAUAGCUGUUACUCAACCUGAUGGGACUACAUCUAAUGUAGUCACCAUAACACAUGAGCAGUUAGCAAAUUUGUUUGCAAAUUCUGGUGCUGCUGGUGGAGCUGGUAAUGUCAUAGUCACCUCAUUACCUGAUGGUACUGGAGCUCAGUCUGGUUUAUCAAUUGCUACCAUCUUGCAAGAUGUUGUCUCUGGUAUGCAAGCUGGAUCAAAUGGUAAUACAGCAACUAUACAAGCUGACACAACUGGUGGUUCAUACUAUUUGGUCACACAAGGUGGUAGUAUUCCAAUAGUAAUACCACCAAAUGGUUCAGGUACUGGUGUGGCUAGUAUGAAUUUAGUGCAGGCAACAUCUGGUGAUGCAGAAACUUUUGUAACUGUCAAUCAAGAGGCUUUACCAGAAGGAGUUUUGACUGCAGCUGUUCCAUCAGAUGCUCCAGAUGAUCCAGCAGGUGUUGUUGAUACAUCUGGUAUGAGUGAUGGCGAUGGUCUUGGUGAAUCCAGUGAUCAUGAAUUAGCCACAGCUGCAGCUGCUGUAGAAAAUGACAAAGGUGUUUUACAAGAGGCUAUUACUUCCACACCUGGUCCGCUAUUGAAUACGACUGGAAAACGACGUCUCAGCAACGGGCCACGUGUAUGCGAACAGUGUAACAAAGCAUUCAAGUAUCCAUCUGAUCUAAAGAAGCACUUACAGAUCCACACUGACAUCAAAAAGUUCAAAUGUGAUGAGUGCAACCGUUUCUUCCGUCGUCUUCAUCAACUUAUCGUUCAUCAACGUAUUCACACUGGCGAGAAACCUUACGUUUGUAAACACUGUGGUACAGCAUUCCGACAUGACUCGACAUUAACGAUGCAUGUCCGAACGCGUCACGAACAUAAACGACCGUUCAAAUGUGAGUACUGCGAUCAUACGUUCGGCCGACUUUCGCAUUUACGAAAACACAUGAAGAAAGUUUGUGGGCCCAACAAACCAGAGAAGCAAGCUACCAUGGUGAUCCAGUGCAAGUACUGUGAAGAAAUAUUCCCAAGUAAGAUUGAGCUUCGUAAGCAUCUGUUGACAUGCGAGAAGAAAGAAUGUAAACCCAAAGAGCCAAGUCAAGUUGCUUUGCACGUGUGUAACAUCUGCAACAAAGACUUUGCUAGUCCUUACAAUGUUCGACGACAUCAAUUGACGCAUAGUGAUGACAGACCUUACGAAUGUCAGUAUUGUAGCAAGUCCUUUAAGGAGAAAUCUUCUUUAACAAAGCACGUCAAACGUGUUCAUUUGGAAAAAGAGAAAGAUGAACCAUGUGAGCUUAUGGUUAGUAUUACAGCCCAUGAUCAGCAGUUUGAGGUCGUUUCUGUUCCUGCAAACGAUGAAAGUAUCCUCGCAGGUGCUGGUGCGGUGUCUUCAAGCAAUGAAAACGACGGUGAGACGGAGACAGUAGAUUCCUCAACCUUAGUUCAUGUUGCUGCUAGUGUGAUGGUUGAACAACUACUACAUAGUGAAGAACAAGCACAAGAAAACUCCGUCACCAACUCUGACACAUCCUCCCAACAAGCCAUCUUCAUGACGUGCAAGUCCGAAGUGAACGAAACAGAUUCUUAUGCUGGUCAACUGGUGUCGGAUGAAACUGUGAGUUGUUUAACUGAGUCUGAUAUCAACACAAGCGAAGAUUUACUCCAACAAGAUACUGAGCAAGCAGAUGAGGAUGAAGGGGCCAUACUGGAGGAAAACAACGAGGUGCAAGUGAGUAGUGCGGAGUACGAUGAGGCUCAUCCAACCAAGAACAAUAUUUUAGAAGCUAAUCCUGUUGAUGAGCAUGCGCAGUCCAUGGAAUUAGGUGAGACCGAAAAUGGCCAGGUUGUAGCAGCAGCCAGUGAUAGUCAAAAAGAAGAACAAACUACUGACUAACUAAAAUAAUAAGAGUUCGUUGUAUUUUUUGAAAAGCUUGUUUUAAACAAGUGCUUGACGGCUCAACCAUAUGGAGUAAAGAACAUGCGAGAAGUAAACAUUUAGUCAUGGCAUCGAGUAGUGAAAAGAAUAUACCCAUCCUGAUAAUUUUAGACCUUGAUUUGUCUUCUAAGAAUGGCUGUGUACAUCAUCUUUUCCACUGUUUUACCAGACUUACGCUCGCUCUAACGGAGACACGGAGUUAUAAAUCAGUUGCACUUUAGUGACUUUAUACAGUAUUUAUAUUACAUGGUAGUGUUUCGUAAGUUUUCAUCGUAAGUUCUGUGACCAUAUUCGUGACAUAACUAUAAACUAUAGUUGACUAGACUCUUAUAUUUUUUAUACCUUGUAUGGAUUAAAACAGUGUACUUGAUU